Molecule: messenger RNA, 2016 nt
Organism: Ochlerotatus camptorhynchus
Lineage: Eukaryota; Metazoa; Arthropoda; Insecta; Diptera; Culicidae
Gene: Trhn
Product: tryptophan hydroxylase
Exons: 9
Coding region: 159-1739 (526 amino acids)
Biological process (GO): serotonin biosynthetic process; aromatic amino acid metabolic process
Cellular component (GO): neuron projection
Molecular function (GO): tryptophan 5-monooxygenase activity; iron ion binding
Source: RefSeq, a predicted model, not a curated record
UCGGAGAGAUUCGUGCCAUACAGGAUCGGUUGUGAAUAGGUUCGGGUUGGUGACUUGUUUUAGUGCAGUGAUUUCAAGUGGAUUCUCGAGCAGGAUUUACUAGGGGAAAUUUUCCGGGCAGUGAAGCAAGUUUUUGUGGAAAAUUGUGAACAAGUACGAUGAGUGGAUCCGGAAAAGGAUUACUCGGAUUAUGGUUGUACCACAGUGGCGAGCAGGAAUGGACCGUCAAGGAGGGCAGCCCGCUGCAUAAACGGAAGGAAUUUGCAGAAAGCAAACAAAUCGACUGCAGCAACGGAAACGGUCAACGGUCGGACAAGACGUCGAUCGUUUUUACCCUCAAAAACCAAGUGGGUGGUUUGGCACGUGCCCUACAGGUCUUCCAGGAGCUGGGAAUUAACGUACUUCACGUGGAACUGAACAAAUCCAGCGAACCAUGCGAGCAAGCCGAUGUCCUAGUGGACAUCGAAUGCGACGCCAGCCGAAUGGAGCAAGUAAUGCGAUUGUUGAAACGUGAAGUUCACAACGUUAGCUUUGCCGCACCCAUUACCAGCGAUGGACCACCACCAACUCCACUGUCGGCUUGCGGGAGUUUUGAUUUUGGCGAAAUGCACUGGUUUCCAAGAAAAAUUUCCGAUCUGGACCGUGCCCAGAACGUGCUGAUGUACGGAGAUGCCCUGGAUGCGGACCAUCCCGGAUUCAAGGAUCCGGUUUAUCGCAAACGGCGAGAGCAGUUUGCAGCUAUUGCCAAUUCGUACAAGCAUGGCAAUCCAAUCCCGAGAGUUCAGUAUACACCGGAAGAGAUCAAAACAUGGGGCACUGUAUUUCGUGAGCUGCAGAAACUCUACAUCAAGCAUGCAGUGCCGGAGUACUUGGAAAAUUGGCCGGAGCUGGUAAAGUACUGCGGUUACCGGGAAGACAAUCUCCCCCAGCUGCAGGAUAUCAACGUGUUUCUCAAGAGGAAAACCGGCUUCCAGAUUCGCCCCGUCGCAGGGUACCUUUCGCCAAGGGACUUUCUCUCCGGAUUGGCCUUCCGUGUUUUCCACUGUACCCAGUAUAUUCGACACUCGUCAGAUCCGUUCUACACUCCGGAACCCGACUGUUGCCACGAGCUGUUGGGACACAUGCCGCUGCUGGCGAAUCAGAGUUUUGCGCAAUUUUCGCAGGAGAUUGGGCUGGCUUCGCUUGGCGCUACGGAUGAUGAUAUCAAUAAGUUGGCGACUCUAUAUUUCUUCACGGUGGAAUUCGGCCUCUGCCGUCAGCAGGAUGGCAGUUUCAAGGUAUUCGGAGCAGGAUUGCUGUCCUCGGUUGCAGAGCUGCAGCAUGCCAUUACCACCACGGUAAAGAUUAAGCGAUUCGAUCCGGAUGUUACCUGCAUGGAAGAGUGCAUCAUUACGGCUUAUCAGAAUGCGUACUUCUAUACGGAUUCCUUUGAGGAAGCGAAGGAAAAGAUGAGGGCAUUUGCUGAGAACAUUCAACGACCUUUCGGAGUCCGCUACAACCCGUACACGCAGACAGUUGACGUUCUGAGUAAUGCCAAGAAGAUCACCGCUCUGGUCAGCGAACUUCGCGGGGACCUGAGCAUCGUUUCGGCAGCCUUGAAAAAGGUCUCAGCACUGGAUGACAAUUUGGACGUUGAAUCGAUCGAAAGACUACUGUCCAGUAGUCUUCAUGUGUCCGAUAAAAGUCCCAACUCAGAAAGCUCCGAUUCCUCCGAUAAAGCAACUACUCCGAAUCAAUAAAGAUGCAUAUGUGUAUAUCAACAUGUCCAGUACACAGCAAAAAUGAAAAUUUGUUCGUAAAAACUGUAUACAUCUUACAACGUAAUAUUACACAACCGAUGGGAUGACCUAGGUGCUGCAGUUUCGAUGUUACAUUCCACGACUUUUUUGUUUUUGCUGUGUACAAUACUACAACCAAAGAUGAUCUUUACUCGCUCUCUCUCUUAAUGUGAAGGAAUAAAUUCCAGUCAUGAAUCAAGAUCAAAUUAUUGAACCAAAACAUAUGUAUUAAAGAACG